ACGCAGCAUCUUCGUCUCUCCAUUUCAGUGGCUCGGGUCAUCUUCGCCUUCUCAGCGGCCGCUGCGACUUCUCACCAGCCGCUUCACGGAAAUGGAAACGCCUUGACUUUUGUAUAAAACGACGUUAGCGACACAAACCUAUUAUUUCUGCCUCCACUCAGAUCCCGAACGUCCGUGUGGGUGACGCCACCGUUUGUCUCUGUGCCAAGAAUAAGCGGUGACGAGACUACAUGUCCCAGAAUCCCCUCUGACAUUUGCAGACUUCCUCCUUCAUCUGCAUUUCCUCUCUCCUUCCGUCCAGUUGGUUGGAUGAGUCCCAAACAGUGUUACAAUCCUGAGCAGUGAUUGGGCGCUGAGCCAGGCUAGCCAUCAUGGCAGACGUGGACCCAGACACCCUACUGGAAUGGCUGCAGAUGGGUCAGGGCGAUGAGCGCGACAUGCAGCUCAUCGCUCUGGAGCAGCUGUGCAUGCUGCUGCUCAUGUCGGACAAUGUGGACCGCUGCUUUGAAACCUGUCCUCCACGGACAUUCCUUCCUGCUCUGUGUAAGAUCUUCCUGGAUGAGAGUGCUCCAGAUAAUGUGCUCGAAGUGACAGCACGAGCCAUCACCUACUACCUGGACGUGUCUGCUGAGUGCACACGGCGAAUCGUUGGGGUGGAUGGAGCCAUCAAGGCGCUGUGUAACAGACUGGUGGUAGUGGAACUCAACAACAGGACGAGCAGGGACCUCGCUGAGCAAUGUGUCAAGGUUCUAGAGCUGAUCUGCACACGAGAGUCUGGAGCGGUGUUUGAGGCCGGCGGCCUGAACUGUGUCCUAAGCUUCAUCAGAGACAGUGGCCACCUGGUCCACAAAGACACUCUGCACUCGGCCAUGGCAGUGGUGUCUCGCCUCUGCAGCAAGAUGGAGCCUCAGGACUCGUCUCUGGAGACGUGUGUCGAGUCUUUGUCCAGUCUCCUCAAGCAUGAAGAUCACCAGGUGUCAGAUGGUGCCCUCCGCUGCUUCGCCUCUUUAGCUGACAGAUUCACACGCCGGGGCGUUGACCCUGCCCCUUUAGCCAAACAUGGUCUCACUGAGGAGCUGCUGUCUCGCAUGGCAGCUGCUGGGGGCACUGCCUCGGGCCCCUCCUCAUCCUGUAAACCAGGCCGGACUUCGACCGGUGGUGCCCCGUCUGCCCAGGACUCGAAACUUAGCAACCAGGUGUCAACCAUCGUCAGUUUGCUAUCGACACUGUGCAGAGGCUCGCCCCUCGUCACUCAUGACCUGCUGCGUUCAGCCCUGCCUGACUCGAUGGAGUCAGCUCUGGGAGGAGACGAAAGGUGUGUCCUUGACACAAUGCGACUGGUGGACCUCCUGCUGGUGCUCCUUUUUGAAGGGAGGAAAGCUCUGCCCAAGUCUACCGCCGGCUCAACCAGUCGGAUCCCUGGAUUGAGACGUUUGGACAGCUCUGGAGAGAGGUCACACCGACAGCUCAUUGACUGUAUCCGCAGCAAAGAUACUGAUGCUCUGAUUGAUGCCAUUGACACCGGAGCGUUUGAGGUAAACUUCAUGGACGACGUUGGUCAGACGCUCCUCAACUGGGCUUCAGCUUUUGGGACACAGGAAAUGGUGGAGUUCUUGUGUGAAAGAGGUGCAGAUGUCAACCGAGGUCAAAGGUCAUCCUCACUGCACUAUGCUGCCUGUUUUGGGCGGCCACAAGUCGCUAAGACGCUGCUGCGUCACGGAGCCAACCCUGACCUGAGAGACGAGGAUGGAAAGACUCCUUUGGACAAAGCCAGGGAGAGGGGACACAGUGAAGUGGUGGCCAUUCUGCAGUCCCCUGGAGACUGGAUGUGUCCCGUGAACAAAGGUGAUGAGAAGAAGAAGAAAGAUGUGAAUAAGGAGGAGGAGGAGAGCAGUGAACCCAGAGGUGAUCCAGAGAUGGCUCCCAUCUACCUGAAGAGACUGCUGCCUGUUUUUGCACAAACCUUUCAGCAAACCAUGCUGCCUUCUAUCAGAAAAGCCAGUCUGGCUCUGAUCAGGAAGAUGGUCCACUACAGCAGUGAAGUACUGCUGAAGGAGGUCUGUGACAGUGAGUCUGGUCACAACCUGCCCACAGUGCUGGUGGAGAUCACAGCCACCGUCCUGGACCACGAGGAUGAUGAUGACGGUCACCUGCUGGCUCUGCAAAUCAUAAGAGACCUGGUGGACAAAGGUGGAGAUGUUUUCCUUGAUCAACUGGCUCGACUGGGUGUCAUCAACAAGGUGUCCACUCUGGCUGGACCUGCUUCUGAUGAUGAGAAUGAAGACGAGGCCAAGCCCGAGAAGGAGGAAGAGGUACAGGAGGAUGCUAGGGAGAUCCAGCAGGGGAAGCCGUAUCACUGGAGGGACUGGUCCAUCAUCAGAGGACGUGACUGUCUCUACAUUUGGUCAGAUGCUGCUGCGCUGGAGCUCUCCAAUGGCUCCAAUGGCUGGUUCCGCUUCAUCCUGGAUGGAAAGCUGGCCACCAUGUACUCCAGUGGAAGUCCAGAGGGUGGAUCAGACAGUUCUGAGUCUCGGAGUGAGUUCCUGGAGAAGCUUCAGCGGGCGAGGAGUCAGGUGAAGCCUGUAACAGCCAGUCAGCCCAUCCUGUCCAGUGUGGGACCCACCAAACUGACAGUUGGGAAUUGGUCCCUGACCUGCCUUAAAGAUGGAGAAAUUGCCAUCCACAAUUCAGAUGGCCAGCAAGCCACCAUCCUGAAGGAAGACCUGCCGGGCUUCGUGUUUGAGUCCAACAGAGGAACCAAACACUCAUUUACUGCCGAGACGUCGCUGGGAUCUGAGUUUGUAACAGGCUGGACUGGAAAGCGCGGCAGAAAGCUGAAGUCGAAGCUGGAGAAGACGAAGCAGAAGGUGAAGAGCAUGGCCAGGGAGCUGUAUGAUGACCACUUCAAAGCAGUAGAGAGCAUGCCCAGAGGAGUGGUGGUCACUCUGAGGAACAUCUCUACUCAGCUCGAGUCCUCCUGGGAGCUGCAUACCAACAGACAGUGCAUUGAAGGUGAAAACACGUGGAGAGACCUAAUGAAGACAGCUCUGGAGAACCUGAUUGUGGUGUUGAAGGAUGAAAACACCAUUUCUCCAUAUGAGAUGUGCAGCAGCGGCCUGGUCCAGGCUCUGUUCACCGUCCUUAACAAUAGUGUGGAAUUGGACCUAAAAAAUGAUUGUAAACCUUUAAUGGAGAGGAUCAACGUGUUUAAGGCGGCUUUCAGUGAAAAUGAAGACGAUGAAAGCCGACCGGCUGUUGCCUUAAUCCGUAAACUGAUUGCCGUCUUGGAGUCUAUCGAACGUCUACCUCUGCACCUGUACGACACUCCAGGCUCCGCCUACAACCUUCAGAUCUUAACCAGGAGGUUACGUUUCCGUUUGGAGCGUGCGCCAGGUGAGACGGCGCUCAUCGACCGGACUGGCCGCAUGUUAAAGAUGGAGCCUCUGGCCACCGUGGAGUCACUGGAGCAGUACCUGCUGAAGAUGGUGGCAAAGCAGUGGUACGACUUUGAGCGCUCCUCCUUUGUUUUUGUGAGAAAGCUGCGAGAAGGUCAGACCUUUGCUUUUAGACACCAACAUGACUUUGACGAGAACGGAAUCGUCUACUGGGUCGGAACUAACGCAAAGACGGCAUAUGAGUGGGUCAACCCUGCAGCCUAUGGCUUGGUGGUGGUGACUUCAUCUGAGGGGCGAAAUCUUCCAUAUGGCCGUUUGGAGGAUAUCUUAAGUCGGGAUAGCUCUGCCCUCAACUGUCACACAAAUGAUGACAAGAAUGCCUGGUUUGCCAUUGACCUUGGCCUCUGGGUCAUUCCCUCAGCCUACACCCUGAGACACGCUAGAGGUUACGGUCGCUCUGCACUCAGGAAUUGGGUUUUCCAGGUGUCCAAGGAUGGUCAGAACUGGACCACUCUAUACACACAUGUGGAUGACUCCAGCCUAAAUGAGCCUGGUUCCACGGCUACGUGGCCCCUGGACCCAUCCAAAGAGGAGAAGCAAGGCUGGAGACACAUCCGCAUCAAACAGAUGGGGAAGAAUGCCAGUGGUCAGACUCACUACCUGUCUCUGUCUGGUCUCGAGCUGUAUGGAAAUGUCACAGCAGUCUGUGAGGACCAGCUGGGUAAAGCUGUUAAGGAAGCAGAGGCAAACCUGCGACGUCAGCGCCGCCUCUUUCGUUCUCAGGUGAUGAAGUACAUUGUUCCUGGGGCACGAGUCGUCCGUGGCAUCGACUGGAAGUGGCGGGACCAGGAUGGAAAUCCAGCUGGAGAGGGAACAGUUACUGGAGAGGCUCAUAACGGCUGGAUUGAUGUAACCUGGGAUGCUGGCGGCUCUAACUCUUAUCGUAUGGGCGCUGAAGGGAAGUUUGACCUCAAGCUUGCUCCAGGGUACGACCCUGAGUCGGCUGCCACAGCGCCGUCAACCAAACCUGUCUCAUCCACUGUUUCAGGCCCCGCCUCCUCCAUGGUGGGACCCUCCGCGACACUGGCAGCCGGCGCCGCCACGACCACCUCAUCAUCAUCCUCGUCUUCACUGUCGUCUCAGCAGCAACUUUGGAGCAGUCUGGUGAAAAAUAACUGUCCUGACAAGGGCGGAGCCAUGUCGCUGGGUGGAGCCAGCUCCUCUAGCAGGAAGGGUAGCAGCAGCUCAGUCUGCAGCGUUGCCUCGUCUUCAGACAUCAGUCAGAGUUCUUCUACUGGGUUGCCAUGUACCGGGGGUCUGCGGUUAGAGCGGCGAGCUGAGGGGCUGCUGCUGGACCCUGGCUCUCGGGGGGGAGGAGUCAUGGGAGGUGGGGCCAGUGACGGACAACAUCAGGAGCCUAUUGUUGUGCUGUCGUCGGUGGUGGAAAGUUUGUCUGGUUCAGCAUCCAGCUCUGGCACCCUGACCGCAGACACCUCAAAUGCUGGGGAUGAGGCCAGGAACAAGGACUUGUCAGUGGCUAACAUGGACCCAGCAACCGCCAUCUCCAUGGGGCUGGUGAGCGUCAGCUCGCCUGACGUAAGCUCGGUGUCAGAAUCUUCCAGUAAGGACGCUCCUUCUCAAAGGCCUCUGUGCUCAGCAACUAACGCCCGGCUGUCAGUCAGCUCACUGUUGGCUGCAGGCGCUCCCAUGAGCUCCAGUGCCAGCGUUCCCAACCUGUCGUCCCGAGAGGCCAGCCUGAUGGAGUCCUUUGUCCGGCGUGCACCAAACAUGUCUCGCACCAACGCCACCAACAACAUGAACCUGAGCCGCAGCAGCAGUGACAACAACACUAACACGCUGGGCAGGAAUGUUAUGAGUACUGCAACUUCUCCUCUGAUGGGUGCUCAGAGCUUCCCGAACCUAACCACAACCGGUACCACCUCAACCGUUACUAUGUCAACCUCCAUAGUUACCAGCAGCAAUAACGUAGCCACAGCAACCACAGGGUUAUCAGUUGGGCAGUUGCUAAGCAACACCCUGACGACCAGCCUGACGUCAACAUCCAGUGAGAGUGAUACGGGGCAGGAGGCAGAGUUUUCUCUGUACGACUUCUUGGACAGCUGUCGUGCUAACACCCUGUUGGCUGAGCUGGAGGACGAGGAGGACCUGCCCGAGCCUGAUGAUGAUGACGAUGAAAAUGAAGAUGACAAUCAGGAGGACCAGGAGUAUGAAGAUGUUCUGGAAGAGGAAGAGUACGAGACUAAAGGAGGACGCAGGAGGACAUGGGAUGACGACUUUGUCCUGAAGAGACAGUUCUCUGCUCUGGUUCCUGCAUUUGACCCCAGACCAGGAAGGACCAAUGUCCAGCAGACUACAGACUUGGAAAUUCCUCCACCAGGGACCCCACGCUCAGAAGUUCAGGAGGAGGUGGAAUGUGCUCCCUCUCCUCACCUCGCCCUCACCCUGAAGGUGUCAGGGUUGGGUACGACCCGCGAGGUUGAGCUUCCUCUGUCCAACUACAAGUCCACCAUCUUCUACUACGUCCAGCGGCUGCUGCAGCUCUCCUGCAACGGAGCCGUGAAGACUGAUAAACUGCGGCGCAUCUGGGAACCUACGUACACAAUCAUGUACAGAGAGCUGAAGGAUGCUGAGAAGGAGAAGGAGAGCAGCAAAAUGGACUUCUGUGAGCACAAUGUUGGUCGUUCUGGAGGUUUGAGUCCAAGUUCUGUCUCAGCCAAUCAGAACAGUGAGAUCCUGGGCGGGGCCAAGGAGGCGGCUCAGGCAAAGGCAGGCUGCAGCCAAAACGCCUGUGGAGUCGAGGACGUCCUGCAGUUGUUACGCAUUCUCUACAUCAUCGGAGGAGACGCCACCUCCAACGCACGCACGUUACAGGAGGAUAUCGAUGAGCUGCAGUUUAACGCCUCUCCUGAGGAGUUCACCAGUAAAAAAAUCACUACAAAGAUCCUCCAGCAGAUCGAGGAGCCUCUUGCUCUUGCCAGCGGUGCUCUGCCCGACUGGUGCGAGCAGCUCACGUCCAAGUGUCCGUUUCUUAUUCCCUUUGAAACACGUCAGCUUUACUUCACAUGCACUGCUUUUGGAGCCUCAAGGGCCAUCGUUUGGUUGCAGAACAGGAGGGAGGCAACCAUGGAGCGCUCAAGACCGUCUACCACUGUGCGCCGAGACGAUCCUGGAGAAUUUAGGGUGGGCCGGCUAAAACAUGAGCGAGUCAAAGUACCCCGUGGUGAGGCCAUGAUGGAAUGGGCGGAGUCUGUCAUGCAGAUUCAUGCAGACAGGAAGUCUGUGCUAGAGGUGGAGUUUCAGGGUGAGGAGGGAACUGGUCUGGGUCCAACACUGGAGUUCUACGCCCUAGUAGCAGCUGAGUUCCAGAGAACCACUCUGGGAAUGUGGUUGUGUGAUGAUGACUUCCCUGACGAUGAGUCGAGACAGGUGGACCUUGGUGGUGGACUCAAGCCUCCAGGUUUCUACGUGCAGCGCUCCUGCGGUCUGUUUCCGGCACCAUUCCCUCAGGACAGCGAGGACCUGGAACGAAUCACAAAGCUCUUUCACUUCUUGGGCGUCUUCUUGGCCAAGUGUAUCCAGGACAACCGUCUGGUGGACCUGCCCGUUUCCCAGCCUUUCUUCAAGCUGCUCUGUCUAGGUGACAUCAAGUCCAACAUGAGCAAACUGUUGUAUCAGUCACGCAGCUCAGCGCCGCUGCCUGGUCACGACACUGAUAGGCUCCACCCACACUCCUUCCUGCUGCUAUCGGAGGUCCAGUCAGAAGCGUCUACUGAGGAGAGCCAAGAGACCUUCUCUGUGGGAAGCUUUGAUGAAGACUCAAAAUCUGAGUUCAUCUUAGACCCCCCUAAACCUAAACCUCCAGCCUGGUACCAUGGGAUCCUGACCUGGGAUGACUUCCAACUGGUCAACCCACACAGGGCGAGCUUCCUGAAGGAAGUGAAGGACUUGUCAGUGAAGAGGAGGCAGAUCCUGUCCAGCAAGAGUUUCUCUGAAGAUGAGAAGAACACACGGCUGCAGGAUCUGAUGCUCAGGAACCCCAUGGGUUCUGGUCCCCCGCUCAGCAUCGAGGACCUUGGUUUGAAUUUCCAGUUCUGUCCGUCCUCAAAGGUUCAUGGUUUCUCUGCAGUGGACCUCAAACCAAAUGGAGAUGAUGAGAUGGUAACGAUGGAGAACGCGGAGGAGUACGUGGAACUGAUGUUUGACUUCUGUAUGAACACAGGAAUCCAAAAACAGAUGGAGGCUUUCAGAGAGGGUUUUAAUCGAGUCUUUCCCAUGGAAAAGUUAAGUUCUUUCUGUCAUAAAGAAGUUCAGAUGAUUCUCUGUGGAAACCAAUCACCUUCCUGGACGGCUGAUGACAUCAUCAACUACACUGAACCAAAGCUGGGAUACACCAGAGACAGCCCGGGCUUCCUGCGAUUCGUCAGAGUUUUGUGCGGAAUGUCAUCAGACGAGAGGAAAGCAUUUUUACAGUUUACCACCGGCUGCUCUACGCUACCACCUGGUGGUCUUGCCAACCUCCACCCUCGCUUAACUAUAGUCCGAAAGGUGGAUGCCACAGAUUGCAGUUACCCAUCAGUGAACACGUGCGUUCAUUACUUGAAGCUUCCAGAAUAUUCCUCUGAAGUCAUCAUGAGAGAACGACUGCUCGCCGCCACCAUGGAGAAAGGUUUCCAUCUCAACUGA
Cynoglossus semilaevis (tongue sole) is the source of this 8099-nucleotide messenger RNA. It is a transcript of the gene hectd1, whose product is annotated as HECT domain containing 1. Gene Ontology annotation, cellular component: nuclear speck. The record is from RefSeq and is a predicted model, not a curated record. Bases 372 to 8099 code for a protein of 2575 amino acids. Gene Ontology annotation, molecular function: protein binding; ubiquitin protein ligase activity; metal ion binding. NCBI's taxonomy places the organism in Eukaryota, Metazoa, Chordata, Actinopteri, Pleuronectiformes, Cynoglossidae. Gene Ontology annotation, biological process: anatomical structure development; proteasome-mediated ubiquitin-dependent protein catabolic process; protein K63-linked ubiquitination. The transcript is spliced from 44 exons.